Hibiscus syriacus is the source of this 1556-nucleotide messenger RNA. RefSeq lists its product as uncharacterized. Gene Ontology annotation, biological process: interstrand cross-link repair. NCBI's taxonomy places the organism in Eukaryota, Viridiplantae, Streptophyta, Magnoliopsida, Malvales, Malvaceae. The transcript has 2 exons. The coding region runs from base 73 to 711 and encodes 212 amino acids. The record is from RefSeq and is a predicted model, not a curated record. Gene Ontology annotation, cellular component: Fanconi anaemia nuclear complex.
AUCAAUUUUCCUGCGUUUUUCUUGUUAAUUUUUACAUCCGAGAAGACGAAGGAAGCCAGGUAAAAAGGAAAAAUGGAGCAAUGGGUUCCGUUGUUCGACAUUUUCAUGAAUAGCCCAACACCUGAAACCGAAGCAUCUCUUUGGCUACAACAAAGUUUCAAUGCGACAACAUCUUCAUCGUCAACAAUAACUCCAAUCACUACAAGCUCUUUCCUCUCUUUGCUUAACAAACCCUGCAAUCCCAUUGUCAAAGACUCAUCUUUCUCUCCACCUAACACCUCAAAAAGGGUUAUCUUUAUAGAGACGCUACCAGGUAUGGUUCAGUCAAGAAUAUUGUCGUUUCUUGCUUUGGAGAACAAAAAGUUUAAUGAGAAGGAAUUAUCUAAGAUGGCACGUAAUUUGUUGAGUGAAAAUAACGGGCUCGAUUUUUGGGUCAAGAUAGCAGAACGGAAUCUGUUCGAUAGAAUGUCUGAACCAAAUCAUGUUAAUGAGUGGAUUUCUAGUUUUGGUCUGGAUUCCGGUGAAGAAUUAAUUGAAGAGUUCGAGUCCAUGCCGGAUUGGCUUAAGGACACGAGUGCAGCUAAUGAUCCACUUAUCUAUUGUCUUCCUUAUCUGCAGCUGAUUUUGGUCCGAGGUUUUAUGAUGAUGAUAGUUUGGAAAAUGAUCAGAGUUUGUUCGAUCAAGUUGAAGAAAAUGGAGACGACAGUAUGAAGGAAGUUGGGGUCGAGAUGGCGGUCAAUCGGGUUUCGAUUGUGACUUUAGAACCUAAAAUUGAAUCAAUGGCUAUUAGUUUGAGAGACAGGGUUCUAAACUAUGAGUCUAGUUUCAAAACUGUAGCUUUAGCGAACGAAAUUCGCCAACUUUGUUCCGAUAAAAGAUCGGAUCCUUUUCAAGUUUUGAGUUUGGUCGAGCCUUGGGGAACCGAGGACGAGACUGCUUCGGUGCUGAUUUCUCAUCUUUCGAGUGGGGAUGAAGACGAGCUCGCUUGGCCAAGUCAGGUUCUCUGCUCAAUUGUGCUUCCCAGGUUUUUGGUUCUAGCAGAACCAGUUUCCCGUCUGCUACUGACUUCGACGAUCGAGUACUGCAAGUUUCAUCAGAGGGCCGCGGUACACGGAUUAUUGUUUCCACUCGCACUGCGAAAAGAGGGUAUCAACACCCCGAUCUGUGAUGUGAUCACCAGGAUCUUGAAGGAAUGCCUCCACCCGGCUCAUGUAUCCGCCUUCUGUCGGAUGCUUCUAUGCGGAGGAGAGGAGGAGAGGAGUUUCGUCUUGCUUCCAUGCCACGAAUUUCUCUUCUCGAACGAAUUUGUGUGGACGGACUCGCUGUUUAACCUAUUACACAACAUCUUGAACCAUAAUGUUCACUUAACUCAGGAUUCUGUUGAUCGUCUUGUGUACCAUGUUAGGCAAAUGGCUGAAACAUUUUCCAAAUCUUUAAAAUUUGGAAACUUUUUGUUAUGUCUGGUCACGAAAUGUUCUUCCAUGCUUAAGUCGCAUAAGGAUUUAUUGACCGAAGCAGUGGAGUCCACCGACACUCUUGUUACAAGAUCCAUAUUA